Lolium perenne is the source of this 1168-nucleotide messenger RNA. RefSeq lists its product as uncharacterized. Lineage: Eukaryota; Viridiplantae; Streptophyta; Magnoliopsida; Poales; Poaceae. The record is from RefSeq and is a predicted model, not a curated record. Gene Ontology annotation, cellular component: endopeptidase Clp complex. Gene Ontology annotation, biological process: protein quality control for misfolded or incompletely synthesized proteins. Gene Ontology annotation, molecular function: ATPase binding; serine-type endopeptidase activity; ATP-dependent peptidase activity.
UGGCCCUAUCCGUUCCCGUUUCACACUCUCCUCACCUGCAACUUCUCCUUCGCCCCCGUUCCCCUUCCUUCCUUCCAUAAGUCCUCCCCUGCUAUUUCCACCUCACAUCCGCCAAGCCACCACCACCACUCCGCCAGGAGCAGCCAGCCAAGCCAUGACGACCUCCGCGCUCGCCAACCUAGCCGGCGCCUCCCCGCUACCCACCUUCGCGCCGAGGCCCAGGUCCAGGCCCAAUUCGGCGAGCCCGGGCCCGACUGGGCCCGCCGCGCCGCGCCGGCUAGCCGUCGCGCCGCCCCCUCGGGCCUUCUUCUCGAGGGAGCCGUACCAGCCGCAAAUACCGGAGCUGGCCGGGUACUCGCCCGUCCAGGCGGGGCUCGUGCCCAUGGUCGUCGAGACCACCUCCCGCGGGGAGCGCUCCUACGACAUCUUCUCGCGCCUGCUCAAGGAGCGCAUCAUCUGCAUGAACGGGCCCAUCGCCGACGAGACGGCGUCGCUCGUCGUGGCGCAGCUGCUCUUCCUCGAGUCCGAGAACCCGCUCAAGCCCAUCAGCCUCUACAUCAACUCCCCGGGCGGCGUCGUCACCGCGGGCCUCGCGAUCUACGACACCAUGCAGUACAUCCGGUGCCCCGUCAACACCAUCUGCAUCGGCCAGGCCGCCUCCAUGGGGUCCCUCCUCCUCGCCGCCGGCGCGCGCGGGGAGAGGCGGGCGCUGCCCAACGCCAGGAUCAUGAUCCACCAGCCCUCCGGCGGGGCGCAGGGCCAGGCCACAGACAUCGCCAUCCAGGCCAAGGAGAUCCUCAAGCUGCGCGACCGCCUCAACAAGAUCUACCUCAAGCACACGGGCCAGAAGAUCGAGAAGAUCGAGCAGUGCAUGGAGCGCGAUCUCUUCAUGGACCCCGAGGAGGCCCUCGCAUGGGGGCUUAUCGACGAGGUCAUUGAGAGCCGCCCAGCCUCGCUCAUGCCCGAGGGCCUCAGCGGCGUUGACUCGCCUAACAUCGGUGGGAGCGGCGGCGGCGGCAGCGGACGUGGCAGGGAGAUGGAGGAGCCGUCGGCAGUAUGAGGGGUGGGCACAAAGGUGAAAACCUUUCUCUGAGUCCGGUGGCUGUGUUGUUUGUUGGUAGAUCUAUGUUUUGAUUCGUAAUACAGCAACAGGUUAACUGUGUUUCAA